GAAGAGCUGGCUGUGGUUCUUCUAGGGUUUAAGAGAGAGAGAGAGAGAGAGAGAGAGAGAGAGAGAAGGAAGAGCUGGCUGUGGUUCUUCUAGGGUUUAAGAGACACGCAGAGAGAGAGAGAGAGAGAGAGAGAGAUUCCAAUUGCCUUUUCGCUCCGAUUCGGUUCCAACAAAUGGCUUUCUGGGGAAUCGAAGUAAAACCCGGGAAGCCCUACACUCACAAAUCUGACGACUCGAAUGGGCGGUUACACAUAUCGAUGGCAACACUGGCGCUUGGUACGGCCACAGCGAAAAGUGUACUUCAAUGUAAUGUGGGAAACAGGAGUCCUGUUUAUCUUUGCGCUUUGUAUCCUGUGAGUUCUGAGUCGUUGCAACUAAAUUUGGAAUUUGAGGAGGCAGAUGACGUUGUUUUCUCUGUUAUUGGUCCUCGAAGCGUUUUCCUCACUGGUUACUAUCUGCGCGGUGCUGGGCAAGAGUUAGAACCUUGUGGGGAAGAUAUUGUUGACACGGAAACAGAGAGGUCUGAGGAUAGUGAUGAAGACGAGUAUGAAGAUAGUUUUAUCAACGAUGAUGAUCUGGAAGUGUACCCACCUUCUCCCGUUUCUGAUGGUGGAGAGAUAUUGGAUAAUGAGAAACCCAAGAAUAGGAAGGAUAGUCGUAUACGGCUUAGGAAGAAGUACCAAAUCUGUGAGUCUGACGAUGAGGGAUGUUCUCAACAAAAAGAUACAGUGAAAGGUAGCAGCAGUGAGCUAGCAUUGCAAAGUGAAGAUGAUGACAGCGUCCCAAUUUCAUAUCUCUACAAGAGUAAAACCACCGCAAAUAAAACAACAGAGGAAGUUGAAGGAAACACUAACAAGGAAACAUGUGAAACCAGUAAUAAGAAGACAGAAGAUGGAAAUUAUGUUAUUGAACCAACAAGAACAGCUGACAAUGUUGUUUCAGGUCAGCCGAAAAUUACCAUAGAAAAAACAACAGAGGAAAUAGAAGGAAAGACUGACAAGGGAACAGGUGAAACGAGUGACCAGAAGGCAGAAGAUGAUGGAAAUUAUGCUAUUCAACCAAAAAGAAAAGCCCAUGAUGUUUUUAUAGAUGGUCAGUCUAAAACCACCAUGAAGGAAAGAACAGAGGAAGUCGAUGGCAGAGCUGACAAGGGAACAGGUGAAACGAGUUACAAGAGGACAGAAGAACUUGAACUGUCAGAUACUGUUAUGCUGCCUUCCACUGAAGUGGGCUGUGAAGAUGGUGAAAGGCCUAAGAAGAAAAGGAAAGAACGGGAAAAGGAGGAGAGGACAUGUGAAGCUGAAAGUAAGCAUUACAAUUUUGUUAAGGAGGAUAAAGCCCAGCAAAAUGAGUCAAAUGCUGAGAACAGGGUCCAAGAUUUUCCUUUAAGAGAUAAGGCAGCCAAUGAUAACAGGGAAGCUGAAUUGCUGGAUAAAUUUUUUCUGCCUUCCACUAAAGUGGGGUCUGAAGAUGGUGAAAAACCAAAGAAGAAAAGGAAAGAACGUCUCAAGGAGGGGAAAGCAUUUGGUAAGGACAGCAAUAUUGUUAAAGAGGAUAAAGUGCAGCAAGAUGAGGUCAAGGCUAACAAUAUGAUCCUAGGAUCUCUCAGGGAAGUUGAACUGCCUGAAAAUCCUUUGCUGCCUUCCACCAAAAUAGGCUCUGAAGUUGGUGAAAAACUUAAAAAGAAGAGUAAACAACAGGCAAGGGAUGUAAAAAUUUCUAAAACUGACAGUAAGCAUAACAACGGUGUCAGGGAAGACAGAGCUCAGCAAAAUGAAGCAAAGGCUAAUGACAUUGUCCAGGGUCUGCCAAUGACAGACGAACAAAAUCAGAAUUUAGCCAAUGACAAGAGUUUUGACAGCAAUGUUCGUGAAUUUGAUGAUGAAAAUCAUUCCAAGGAGAAGAAUAUUAAGAAGAAGAAAAAGAGUAGAACCCAGGAGAAUGUGGAAGCUGUGAACAAGAAUAUAUCCCUUCUGUCAGUAGACAAGAUUGAGAACAAGGAAGUUAAUGACAAGUCGUCUCAAGUUCAGACCUUGUCUAAUGGAUUAAUGAUUGAGGUGCUAGAAAUGGGUAAACCAGACGGCAAAGUUGCUGCUUUUGGGAAAAAGAUCAGCAUCAAUUACAAUGGCAAGUUGAAAGAGAAUGGAGAAUCAUUUGACUCAAAUGUUGGUGCUGCUCCCUACAAGUUUCGCCUAGGUGUGGGAAAAGUGAUCGAGGGUUGGGAUAUCGGUCUCGAUGGGAUGCGAGUAGGUGAAAAGAGAAGACUUAUCAUCCCACCAUCAAUGGGUUUUGGGAGUGAAGGAUGUGGUGAAAACGUACCACCAGACUCAUGGCUGGAAUAUGACGUGGAAUUAGUUAAAGUCCAUUGAUUUGUAAAAAACCCAUGUGUUGCUUACUGAGAGCUGGCUUUUUGUGUUUUGUUCAUAUCUGUUUUGGGAUGAAAUUACGCAGCCUUUUGUCUCUCACUUGUAGUUGGUUCUCAUUGAUUUUGAUUCAACUUUCAUAACAAAUUAUAGAAGAUACUUCAUUUAACUUCAUGUCCUAUUGUGAAAAGGUACUUGAGGCAGGAUUUGCAAAAGAAACCACAGGCUGGGUGUUGGCGCAGCCAAGUAAGAAGUAAUUACAAUGGUACGCACGCUUUACCGUUCUCACCUAUUCAUGUAUAAAGUCACUUGGGCUCUAGAUGACUUGUGCAAAAUUGUGACAAAGUUGUGGCAAAUUUUGUUGAAAGCUUGUAUUUUAAGUGAAAGACUUACGUAUGAAUGAUAUGAGCAGACUGAGAAAGGUGCUUCAUAGUCAAAUGAAGAAAGAUUGGUUUUUGGAAA
This is a messenger RNA of Alnus glutinosa, 2825 nucleotides long. RefSeq names its product peptidyl-prolyl cis-trans isomerase FKBP43-like. The record is from RefSeq and is a predicted model, not a curated record. Gene Ontology annotation, molecular function: peptidyl-prolyl cis-trans isomerase activity. Bases 174 to 2369 code for a protein of 731 amino acids. The transcript has 12 exons. Lineage: Eukaryota; Viridiplantae; Streptophyta; Magnoliopsida; Fagales; Betulaceae.